AUGGGCCGACGAGCGAUUAGCUUGAGUGUGGCAGUGUUCGUCUUGCUGCUGCUCGAAAUUGGUGCCAUCGUGUACUACAGCAGCGUACAAAAAGAAUACAUGACUGCGCUCCAGGAGAAGAAUAUUGAUGCAUUUUACCAUGGACUAUGGAUGGUGGGGGCGGUGAUCAUAUUCAUCAGUCCAAUCAUCGCACUUCAUGAGUACACAUCUGGCAUGCUGAAGAUGACAUGGCGUGCCUCUUUGACCAGGCGUUUCGCUGGAUUGUAUCUGGCAGCUCCAGGUUACUGUGAAGGCAAUCCGUUCUACCGGCUGACACUAACCGGAGAAAUCGACAACCCUGAUCAACGCAUCUGCCAGGACGUGCACGAGUUUGUUGGCAUUGCUGUCCAUUUGGUGCAAGACGUAGUCAGGACGGUCCUGAACAUAACGAGUUUUGCGGCCAUCCUGUACUCCAUUUCCCCUGCAGCCUGCUAUGGGGUCCUGGUGUACUCGAUAGUGGGCACCAUCGUUGCAACGAAGGGCUUUGGACCUUGGUUGGGAUUCUACCAGCUCCAGCGGGUCAAGCAGGAAGCCGGCCUUCGCUAUGACUUGAUUCGCGUGCGGGAGAAUGCCGAGUCUGUGGCUUUCUUUGAGGGUGGCGAGGCAGAGUGGUCCAAGUUUAACACCUUAUUCUCUGGACUGCUUCAAACAGUGUACAAGAGCGUAUUGGUCACUUCUGGCUUCGGCAUGUUCAACCGCUCGUUCCACUGGGCUACCUUUGCAGUGGCACCUCUCCUUGUAGGCCCUGCCUAUCUGCGUGGUGAGGUUCAGUUUGGGGUCAUCUCCCAGGCCAGUAUGGCCUUCAAUAUCAUCUUGGGAGCCAUGACGCUUAUCAUGGACAAGCUGGAGUCUUUGACGGAUGUUGGGGUCCGCGUGCGCCGGCUGGAAGAUCUCGAGCUGUCCCUGAGGAAGUGCCGGAAUGAGAUGCAGAUGUCUCGCGCCGCAGGGCUUGCUGGCGUGCAGUGCAUCGCAAGUGCCGAGCCCGGCCCCAGCGACACAGCCAUGCUCCGCUUCUGCAAAGUGACUCUCCGCACCCCACCUCGCGCAGGCAUCCUGCAGCAAACCCUUUGCCACGAUUUGUCCUUCGAGUUGGUGAGCAACCAAUCCCUGCUCAUUGUCGGUGAGAGUGGCAUCGGCAAGAGCUCUUUGCUCCGUGCCGCAGCUGGCCUGUGGACAGAUGGUCGAGGGACGCUUCAGCUCUGUAAGCGCCAGCAUGUCUUCUUCAUGCCGCAGAAGCCGUACAUGUUCCUGGGGUCACUGAGGGACCAGUUGUUAUACCCUCACGUGGAAAGCUUCAUCAGCAACUCUGACCUGGAGAAAGCUCUUCGGCAGGUCAACCUUGGUCACUUGCUCGAGCAGCACAGCCUGUCAGAGUCGAAAGAGUGGGCCAGCUUGUUGUCACUAGGACAGCAGCAGCGCAUAAACUUUGCUCGAGUAUUGUUGCGCCCAGAUGUCAGAAUGGCAUUGAUAGAUGAGGGCACCUCUGCCUGCGAUCCGGCCAACGAAGCUGUAUUGUAUGAGUUGCUUCAGCAGCGACUCUGCAGCUAUGUCUCCAUUGGUCACAGGCCGGCGCUGCAACGGUUCCAUAGCCACGCGCUUUGGCUUCACAAACCGUCGCUGGAAAGUGCCGCGUCUGCAUGUUCUCCUAGUGCUUCCGAUCCUACGGAAAUAGAAUUUAUGCCAAUGGCAGAGUUCCAGGCUAAGAACCCAGCGCUUGCGUAUAGGGAGUAUAGGGAGUAG
Molecule: messenger RNA, 1779 nt
Organism: Symbiodinium sp. CCMP2456
Lineage: Eukaryota; Dinophyceae; Suessiales; Symbiodiniaceae
Source: the annotation of a GenBank genome assembly